AUGCAAUCUUCAGACAAAUCUUGUUUCCUCCGUUCGGUGGUUUCGGAGGUUGCAGGCUCUUGCGACGGCUACUGGCGGGUAAGAGGGCUUCAGCAUUUCAAAGUGAUUAUCUUCACGGAUAACAGAUACUUGGUGACAUACCAGCUCUUGGCACAUAUUUUUUUGAUGUUGAGUUUUUGUUUUGCAUUCUUUCUGAUGCAAACAUGUUGUUUCGAAUGUUAUGUCUUAUACUUUAUGUCAUUGUUGUGUGAUUAGAUCUUCGUAGAAACAAGUCGCAGCAGUCUUACAGAUUUUCCAAAUGCUUAUGUUGUGUAUUGAUUCUAGCAUGAGUUCUGAUCAAGAUGGCC
Cylicocyclus nassatus is the source of this 347-nucleotide messenger RNA. The record is from the annotation of a GenBank genome assembly. Lineage: Eukaryota; Metazoa; Nematoda; Chromadorea; Rhabditida; Strongylidae.